GCUCGCGUGCUGGAAUGGCUGAGGAGCGCGUUCACGUGAGUGUGUGAGGGGGGAGGGAAGUGUGAGGCAGUCGCUGACUGUGAGGACUGGAGGUUUUAAUGUCCGCCAUGUUGUGAAUGGCGCACUGAGGCAGCGAGAGAAAACACACACACACACCCGCCUCUCCUUCUCCUCGCUGGAGCUCUUCUAUUCCAUUAUUUUUUCUCAUUCUCCAACUCCAUCCACCCUCCUCCAUGAGAUCUGUGGCGGUUUUAUGGGUGAUUGUGAGGGGAUCGGACAGAUUUAUAGAGUAAAAUGAGUAAACUGUCGUUCAGGGCGCGGGCGCUGGACGCUCUCAAACCGCUGCCCGUUUUCCGCUGCGAGGAUCUGCCAGACCUGCACGAGUACGCGUCCAUCAACCGCGCCGUGCCGCAGAUGCCCACCGGCAUGGAGAAGGACGAGGAAUCGGAACACCAUCUCCAGAGGGCGAUUUCUGCCCAGCAGGUGUACGGAGAGAAGAGGGAUAACAUGGUGAUUCCCGUCCCAGAGGCCGAGAGCAACAUCACCUACUAUGACUCGCUCUACCCCGGAGAUUUCAGGAUGCCAAAGCAGCUCAUUCACAUACAGCGUGAGUGCACAGGUCUUAUUGAGGGAAACCGUAAGAAUGACGAGGCGUCCUAUGAGAAGAUGCUCAAACUAAGAAGGGAUCUGAGUCGAGCCGUCACCGUCCUGGAGAUGAUCAAGAAACGAGAAAAGAGCAAACGAGAACUGCUUCAUCUCACACUGGAGAUUGUGGAGAAGAGGAAUGCCAUGCCAGACUUUGGUUUAGAGGUGAUGGCAGAAGCACUAGCUAUGGCAAAACCUGUUUACAAGAUUCCCAUAAUACCCUUCUCCAGCAGCAGUCAGUACCUCCACCAGGACCACAUAGACUUCAAAGACUACAAGGCCAAGCCUGAAAAGACAGAGGUGGUCAGAACAAAGAGGAAGUACGAGAAAAGGCCCAAAAUCCUGCCUCUCUCCGCCCCAUUGCAUACUGGCCCCUCCGUGUUUAACCCCAAAGACCUCAACCAGUACGACUUCCCCAGCUCUGAUGACGAGCCCUUUUCACAGAUACAUUCUGGGUCAUCAGAGGCCGAGGAAGAGAACGAGCCCGAUGGAGCGUUUGCCUUCAGGCGAAAAGCAGGAUGUGUUUAUCACGCUCCCCGUUUGGAUCACAGCGGCGACUGGCCCUGGUCUGGUGAAACAGACGGAGAGUCAUGUGACCCGCGAUUUCGGUACUCCCUCACCACUCUCACCAUUCCCCGCCGCUGUGUCGGGUUGGCACGGCGACGGGUAGGACGGGGCGGCAGGUUACUUCUGGACCGGGCCUAUUCGAAUUUAAAUGGUUUAUUCCAAAGUCUGGACUCAGAGUCAGAGCCGGACUUCUCCUUCCCUGCUUCUCCUCUCCAUCCGGAAACCACUUCCCAGACCGUUACCUCAUCCUCUUCUUCCUCUCAUACCACGUAUUCAGACCUGAGGCAGAUCCUCCGAAACAUCAAAGCUUGCCGCUGGAGGCACUUUAAACCACGGACACUAACCAGCCAAUCAGGCGCAGGGGAUGUGCUGUCACGGAGAUUGUUUAGGGGGUUGGUGAGGGGCGGCGCAGGGCCGGGUGGCAGUACGCUGGGCAGAACAGCAGGCGCGGGACCACCAGUAGCGUUGACUGCUGAGCAGUAUCAGCAGCAUCAAGAACAGUUGGCCCUUAUGCAGAAACAGCAGCUGGAGCAGAUACAACAACAGGCCAAUGAUACAGGCUCGAGUCAGUCUCUUGUGUCCAAGACGUUGGACUCAGUCACCAUAAAAAAACUGAAGUUAUAUACCAGAGAUGCCCAAACCUCGUUGACUGCUGAGCAGUAUCAGCAGCAUCAAGAACAGUUGGCCCUUAUGCAGAAACAGCAGCUGGAGCAGAUACAACAACAGGCCAAUGAUACAGGCUCGAGUCAGUCUCUUGUGUCCAAGACGUUGGACUCAGUCAGUGCCCAGUUUGCUGCCUCUGCACUCGUGACCUCUGACCAGCUUUUGACCCUAAAGGUCAAAGAGGACGGCGUAGGAGGUGGAGUCAACGGAGUCGUCCAAGCUUCAGGAGUUUACAAGGGAUUGAGCAUCUCUGCCACAUCCUCUGCUUCGGUCCUCACUAGCCAACCAACACCGACCGCUGCCCCGCCCGCCUUCCUGUCCUCCACUAGCAACUCCAACACAAGCUCCACCCACACGGUCCACAACCCUUUAGGUAACCACAGUAACAACACAGCCAACUCCACCUCUCAGGUCCUGAUCAGCAACAACCUACGUCUCAGCGUCACCACACCCUCUAUCGUCAGUCUGAAUGCCCGUCACCUUCCCAGAAGUCUCAGCAAUGUGCCACCCGCUGCCUUGAAGCUCGCUGCCGCCAGCAACCGUCAGCUCCCCAAAGUCAACACUGGGGAGAAUCACGAGCAGGAAAAGCAGUCCCUCAACAGUAUAGCAGAGAACACAGUGGCCAUGGAGGUGACGUAGUGACCGCAGCCUGGGCGUCGUUCUUUUUCCCGCCCAAUCCAGUCUUCUGGUGCUGUGCACCAAUUGGGUUCGGAGAAGCAAAAGGACAGCGGGUUUCCGACUGUCUGGUUCUGGUUUCCGGUUCUGUCUGAACGUGACAGGAAAUUGAAUCGCUUUAUUUUCGCCCCUUUUUCCAUUUUUUUUUUUAUUUUUUAUACUUUGUUUCUGUUAAGAAAAGAUGUGUAAAUUAUGAUUAUGGCUAAUAUUCGAUGUACAGAAACUACAUAUUUGUAAAAGCCCACCACCACCUUGUAUAUAUGCUACUUGAAUACAGAACUGUUGAGUUGAUGUUUUGCACUUGGGGAGUCCAAAAGAGUAAAAAGCGAAUGAGGGGGUGUGUGUGAAGAGUCAUGUGCAUGGUGAGGAAACCUGCUGUUCUACCUAUUUAUUGUGCUGUGUUUACAAUUAUUGUUUUUUUUUAUGUUGGUUAUUUUCUUUUAUUUCGUACACUGUGUCCCUCAGUUGUUUCCUGUGGUGUUCUAAGUGUUUAGGUAGCUGGCAAUUCCUAAAUUUCCCCAUUUUCAAGUUUGACUGAUUCACUCUGUGAAUCAGAUUGAACGUUAAUGGAAUCACGCAAAAAAAAAAAUUCAGUUUUAUUUUAUUUUAUUUUCCCCUCCUCUUCUGGGAGGAAUGGGACAUGUUGGGGUUCGACGCCCUUUAGUUGCAGGGGUUAAUGGGAAGGCAAAUUUAAGGAGGUGGUUAUAGGAAUCUUCCAUUUUUUAUCAUCCCAAAAAUAACAAAAAGACAAACAAGGGAUGAAGUCUUCAUUUUGUGAGCUUCCAAUGCUUCCGGUCAACUAAGCACUAUCGUUUUUUUUGUUUGUUUGUUUUUUAGUUGAUUUAUUGCUGCUUUUUGUAUAAAUUCAGUUCCUUUUUCAUGCGAUGGAAACAGUUGGGUUUGUCCCCAUUUUUAUAUUAUAGUUAUUUUUGUAUCUUGUUUUGCAUUUCUAUCAUUCUGUUCGUUUUGGGGGGGUUUUUCAGUUCUUGUGGUGAAGCGUUAGCGGAAGACUUCAUUCUUUGUUGCUAAACGUCACGCGCAGCGGCCAAUAUGCGCCCAUCUGAGUCGUCAUUCCGGUUUAAUGACAUUCAAGACCAAGAAGGAUCAAAAGAGGUUGAUGCCAAAUGAACGUUAUCUCUUUGGCCUUCUCUAAACGCAUCGAACCAGCAUACUCUGGACUACUUCAAGGCCUGAAAAAAACCCACAAGUUAAAGGUUGUGCCUUCCUUUGGGAAUGUCCUGCUCAGUCUCUUCCGUGAAGAGGAUGCUCUGGCUCAAGACCGCGGUCCUGCGGUACACACUUGCCCGGAGCUCGGAUCUCCGAUGCCAAAUCCACUGGCUGAACUGAAUCAUCCUCCUCCAGGGCUUUUCUAGUCUGAUCUGGAUGGAGGCAAAAAAGAAAAAAUAUGGAAAAUAUAAAAAAAGAGAUAUUAUUGAAUAAGUGAAAAAAGAUGUGACAAUUCAAACAUGAAUCAGACAAUAAAGCCCAGGUUAUUAUAUGUGAA
Molecule: messenger RNA, 4054 nt
Organism: Sinocyclocheilus grahami
Lineage: Eukaryota; Metazoa; Chordata; Actinopteri; Cypriniformes; Cyprinidae
Product: enhancer of polycomb homolog 1-like
Exons: 14
Coding region: 295-2514 (739 amino acids)
Biological process (GO): regulation of transcription by RNA polymerase II
Cellular component (GO): NuA4 histone acetyltransferase complex
Source: RefSeq, a predicted model, not a curated record